Molecule: messenger RNA, 1506 nt
Organism: Closterium sp. NIES-65
Lineage: Eukaryota; Viridiplantae; Streptophyta; Zygnematophyceae; Desmidiales; Closteriaceae
Source: the annotation of a GenBank genome assembly
AUGCUCGUACUGCGUCCGUCCAUGUCAUCUCCGUACUACCUCCACAAUACCUCCCCUCGCACUUCCGUGCGACUUCAACAGUACCUGCUGUCGCACGUCCUCUCGUCAUGUAUGCUCUUUGCUGCCGUCCUCCUGGUAUGGACGUGCCUCGUCUCCACCUUUCCUGCUUCCCCGCUUCCUUUCUUCCCCCGCAUCCCUUGCGUUCCCCCCGUCCCCCGCAUCCUUCGCGUCCCCCGCGUUUACCCGUCUCACCCGCGUGCCCCGCGGCCCCAUGGCAGGGCGUCUCUCACCUUCCUCGUCCUCGACAGCAGCCAGUCACAGAGGAAGUCCACUAAAAAACUAUCCCCCACCACCACCCAUUGCCCCACCAUCCCCCCACCCCACGUCCCAGCUCUCACCUUCCUCGUUCUUGACAGCAGCCAGUCCACAGACGCCCCCUUCCCCUUCCUCUCCGCCUUCUCCUCCUCCUUCCAGAAGCCCCACUGGCGCUCGCGCCCAAUCACCGCGCAGCAGCAGCAGCAGCUGCACAACCAGCAGCAGCAGCAGCAGGGGCGGUGGAGAUCCCAACCCCUCGCAGGCGUCUUUGACGUGGUGGCGUAUGGGGCGGUGGGGGAUGCAGUCACGGACGAUACACAUGCGCUGACCACGGCCAUGCAUGCAGCGUGCAGCCAUGCGGCGGAGAAGGGGGUGGUGGCGACGGUGCUGGUGCCGUGGGGUGGUUGUUAUUCCGUGCAGCCCAUCACCAUGCAGGGGCCAUGUGGGCCUGGCAUGCGAUUGCAGAUUGACGGGGUCCUGGUAGGUCCAUCGGACCCUGCAGCGUACCCUUUUCCCGACUACACCAGCACCUACUUCCCCUACACCAGCGGCUUCCUCUCCUUCAAAAACUUCUCUGGCCUCGUGAUCUCGGGCGGGGGCAGAAUCGAUGGGCAGGGGCAGGAGUUCUGGAAAGCAUUCAGGAACUACACCCUGCAGAAGACCAUUCCGAUCAGGCCAUUUGCAAUCCGGCUGAUGCACUGCAAGAACACGACGGUGGAAGGGAUCUCCAUCUGGAACUCUCCCAUGUAUCACCUCUUUGCGUACACGUGCGAUGGGCUGCACAUACGGCGCUACAAGACCAACUCGCCCAGCAGGAGUCCCAACACUGACAGCCUCAAGCUUGUUGGCAUCAAGAACGCUCUCAUUGAGGAGUGCUUUCUGCAUGGAGGUGAUGACGAUGUGUCAGUAGUAGCAGUGGGGGAGCUGGUGGCGUAUAACAUCACUGUGAGGAACCUGGAAGCAACUGCAGGGCACGGAAUAAGCAUCGGGAGUGUUGGAUGGGACGGCAAUGUGGGGUGUGUGGCGAAGGUGCGGGUGGUAAACGUGACACUCAUCAACCUGACCAAUGGCAUUCGCAUCAAAACAUGGCAAGGGGGUCUUGGGGUUGUCCGAGAUGUCUUCUACGAGAACAUCCACAUGAAGAACACCAGCAAGGCCAUCAUGCUGAAUCAGGUGUGUGAGCUCAGCUGA